AUCUCAUUGUUAAUGAAUAAAUUUGAAUUAGCCCUCCAAACUUAAUAAGAAUUAUUAAACUAUAUUCUAUCAACAUAGUGGAAGGAUGAUUUGGAGAAAUAACAAUUAGGAGCAAUAUUUUAGAAAGUCUAAGUAUAAUUAAUAUCCUAUUAGACCACCUGCAACAUUAAAUUAGAAAUCGAUGAAUUCUUUCCUAAGGAUAAGUAGGAAUUAUUGAAAUCCUAUAUAUACGAAAAGCAAUAGCAGGUAUUUGCAGUCUUAAUUUUUAAGAUAAGAAAAAUUAAUAAAAGUCUGCAGGAAACUCUUAACAAGUAGGCUCAAGUGAGGUAAUCUCCAACAUGUGUGAUUGCUUAAUUGCCUCCCAGAUUCAAAAAUAGCAAAGAGUCAUAUCUCCAAUAAAUGUAAAUAUUAGGAAUUAUAUUGUAGUAAUUAUUUCAAAAACAAUUUGAUAGAAUUGAAGAGUUGCCAUUCAAAAUUAUGUUUGGAGGUAGAGAUAAAAUAAUAGAGGGAGGCAAUCACAAAAUAAAUCGGGUUAUUAUAAAUAGCGGAAAAUUUUAAAUUUGAACUAAAUUGUUUAGAAAGCGAAUUGAUGCAAAAUCGACUUUAUUUAAGUGAAUAAUUUGAGAGUAUAAGAAAAUUAAUCGAAAUUACUAUUGAGGACAAUUUGCUUCAAAAUUUAAUUAGUUAUUGCUCUGCUAUAUCUAAAGCGAAUAUUCUUUUGAAGAAAUAACUUAUUAUAAUAAAACAAAUAUAUUCAUUCGACACAAAAGAUUUGUAAUUGACAUGAAUUUAUUUUAGUUAUUUAUAGAUGAUGGAAAUGGAUAAGGAAAAUAAAUAAACUAGUUAUUCUCAAGAUACUGAUGUUACAAGUUAGUAAUCACCAUAAAAAAAUUAUGAUUAAAAUUAGAUCAUCAACAAAAAUCUUAGGAAUCAAGAAUGUUUGUGUGUAAUCUUUUGAUGAGGUUUUAAUUGUGUAUUAUAAAAAACAGAAAAUUGAUAUGAUCA
Molecule: messenger RNA, 1005 nt
Organism: Paramecium octaurelia
Lineage: Eukaryota; Ciliophora; Oligohymenophorea; Peniculida; Parameciidae
Source: the annotation of a GenBank genome assembly